AUGGCUACCACAACGACAUCGCCUGCAGCAAAUUGGUCAUACCACAGUAUCCCAUAUGCUUUUGCGCUUGGCCUCGCGCCGCACCUGUACUACACAAGCCGCAUGAUGGUGGCGAGCAAGGGCAAGAUGUCCAUGGCCGAUCCGCGAACCAAUCUUCAAGCAUGGAAGGGCAAGAUGCCCGAGAUACUCUGGCACCAUCUGUCCCGUGCGCGAGGCGCUCACUUGAACUCGAUGGAGAUAUUCCCGCUUUACGCUGCGGCAGUCGUAAGUGCGCUCCAUCUGAUGUUGAAAGCUGGCGCUGAUAGUAAAGUGAAGCUCGCUGGCAAUGCCGCCGGUCUACCGGCGCAGGACCUUAACACCAUGGCUUACUCCUUCCUCGGUGCCCGGACGCUGUAUUGCGCAUUGUACAUGACAGUUACCAACGACAUAGCUGCUUUCGCCCGGACUGGCGUCUAUGCGUGGAGCAUCGGCAUUCCGCUUGUGGCGUUGUGGAAGGCCGGGAACCAAACCGUGAUCUGA
Messenger RNA from Recurvomyces mirabilis, 519 nucleotides. RefSeq lists its product as uncharacterized. The coding region runs from base 1 to 519 and encodes 172 amino acids. The transcript is spliced from 2 exons. The record is from RefSeq and is a predicted model, not a curated record. Gene Ontology annotation, cellular component: membrane. NCBI's taxonomy places the organism in Eukaryota, Fungi, Ascomycota, Dothideomycetes, Mycosphaerellales, Teratosphaeriaceae.